AUGAGCGAGCCGGGCAGCCAGAAGAGCAGCGACCGCUCCGUGUCUCGCCUCCUCAACGUGGUGGAAAGUGAGCUACAGGCCGGGAGGGAGAAAGGCGACCCUACAGAGAAGCAGCUUCAGGUCGUCCUGGAGGAUGCCCCUCUCUGGCAGAGAUUCAAGGAAGUCACUAACGAGAUGAUCGUGACCAAGAACGGCAGACGGAUGUUCCCUGUCCUCAAGAUCAGUGUCACGGGGCUGGACCCCAAUGCCAUGUACUCCCUCCUGCUGGACUUUGUCCCCACGGACAGUCACCGCUGGAAGUAUGUCAACGGGGAGUGGAUGCCCGCGGGCAAGCCGGAGGUCUCCAGCCACAGCUGCGUCUACAUCCACCCAGACUCCCCCAACUUCGGGGCCCACUGGAUGAAAGCUCCCAUCUCCUUCAGCAAAGUCAAGCUCACCAACAGGCUCAGCGGAGGCGGGCAGAUCACGCUGAAUUCCCUGCACAAGUACGUGCCGCAGGUGCACAUCGUGCGGGUCGGGGGCGCGCAUCGGAUGGUGGCGAACUGCUCCUUCCCCGAGACCCAGUUCAUCGCCGUGACGGCCUACCAGAACGAGGAGAUAACAGCUCUCAAAAUCAAGUACAACCCUUUUGCCAAAGCCUUCUUGGAUGCCAAGGAAAGGAGUCACCUCAGAGACGCUCCUGAAGCUGUGUCCGAGAGCCAGCGCGUGGCCUACUCGCACCUGGGAGGCUGGAUCUUUUCCAACCCGGAGGCAGUGUGCGCAGCAGGAAACGCCAAUUACCAGUAUGCGGCCCCCUUGCCUCUGUCUGCGCCGCACACGCACCACGGCCGUGAGCUCUACCCCGGCCUCCGGGGGCACCGGCAGGCUCCCUACCCUGCGGCCCACAUGCACAGAAACCAUUCUCCCUCAGUGAGCUUGAUGGAGAGCUCGAGCAGCAACCUGCAGGUGUUCUCCGCAGCGGACAGCUGGACCUCCUUGUCCUCCGCGCCGCACACCAGCAUCCUGCCCGCGCCGCACACCAGCGGCCCGCUCAACCCAGGGCCUAGCCCCUACCCGUGCCUGUGGACCAUCAGCAAUGGCGGCGGGGGUCCUGCCGGGCCUGGCCCAGACGUGCACGCCAGCUCCCCGGGGACCUUUCUUCUGGGGAGCCCAGCUGUGACUUCGCCCCUCUCCGCCCAGGCACCUACUUCAGCGGGUGCCGAGGUUCUGGGGGAGCCCUCGCUGACCAGCAUUGCCGUGUCCACCUGGACAGCGGUGGCCUCACAUCCCUUCUCGGGCUGGGGUGGCCCAGGGAGUGGGGGGCGCCAUUCUCCCUCCUCGCUGGAUGGGUAG
Molecule: messenger RNA, 1332 nt
Organism: Neogale vison (American mink)
Lineage: Eukaryota; Metazoa; Chordata; Mammalia; Carnivora; Mustelidae
Gene: TBX19
Product: T-box transcription factor 19
Exons: 8
Coding region: 1-1332 (443 amino acids)
Biological process (GO): regulation of transcription by RNA polymerase II; positive regulation of DNA-templated transcription; cell fate specification
Cellular component (GO): nucleus
Molecular function (GO): DNA-binding transcription factor activity, RNA polymerase II-specific; RNA polymerase II cis-regulatory region sequence-specific DNA binding
Source: RefSeq, a predicted model, not a curated record